AUGGCUUCUGCUACGCCUCGCACCUGGAGAUACAUUGUCUUCACGAACUUCCACGGACCUGACGUCGGUAAAGCCCUUUUCACUCAAUUACGCAAACAAUUUAGCUACAAUGGGGUUUCCUUGCUCAUCGAUGAUCAAAGGAUCGAGAGAGGCCAAACCAUCAUCAAACCUGAAAUUUCACGAGCGACUUCGAGGAUCUCGAUCGUCGUGCUCUCAAAGAACUAUGCUUCUUCCAGCUUGACUUUGGAUGAGUUGGUGGAGAUUUUCAUAUGCAAGAAAGAUAUGGGACACAUAGUGAUGACGAUCUUCUACGGAGUAGAUCCACGUGAUGUGCGGGAACAAACCGGAGAGUUUGGUAAAGUUUUCAAGAAAACUUGUGCUGGUAAAACAGAGGAGCUGAGGCGAACAUGGAGCCAUGCUUUGAACGAUGUGGGCAACAUUCCCGGAGAACACUUCUUCCACUGGGACAACGAGAUGAUUGAAAAGAUUGCUAGAGAUGUUUCAAACACUCUAAAUGCUACAGUCUCUUUGGAUUUGGAAGACAUGGUGGGGAUUGAAGCACACUUGCAGAGAAUGCAGUCGUUGUUAGAGUUUAAAAAUGAGAGUGAAGCUAUGAUUGUUGGAAUCUAUGGUCCUGCAGGCAUUGGUAAGACUACAAUCGCUAGAGCUUUGCAUGGCCGAUUUUCUAGCAGUUUCCCUCUUAGCUAUUUUAUGGAUAAUCUUAGUGGACGCUAUAGUAGUGAUCUUGACGAUUAUGGAGUGAAGCUGCGAUUACAAGAGAAACUUCUUUCAAAUGUCUUAAACGAAGAUGGUAUAAGGAUAGACGAUUUAGGUGCUAUACAUCGAGGGCUAUAUGACAAAAAAGUUCUUAUCAUUCUUGAUGAUGUGGACGAUCUGCAGCAACUUGAGGCUUUGGCUAAAGAAGCAAAGUGGUUUGGUCCUGGAAGCAGGAUUAUUGUAACGACGGAAGAUCAAGAUCUUUUGGAGAAACAUGGUAUAAACAAUACAUACCAAGUGGAGUUUCCAAAUGACGAAGAAGCUCGUCAGAUCUUUUGUAGGUAUGCUUUUAAUCAGAGCUCUGCACUAGAAGGUUUUGACAAGCUUGUGGAAAGAGUAAGAGAGUUUUGCAGCGACCUUCCGAUGAGUCUUCGUGUCAUGGGUGCAUCAUUACGCAGAAAGAAAGAAGAAGACUGGGAACAUAUAUUGCAUAGGCUAGAAACUAGCCUUGAUCCAAAUAUGAAGGGAGUACUUAGUGUCGGAUACGACAGUUUACAUAAGGACGAUCAAUUCCUGUUUCUCCUCAUUGCCUUCUUCUUCAACUACCAAGACGAGAAGCAUGUGAUUAAUAUGCUCAGUGAAAGUCACGUGGAUGUUGGGUUUGGGUUGAAAGCACUCGCCGAUAAAUCUCUCAUACAAAUAACCAAAGGAAAAAUAGUGAUGCACAAGUUACUACAACAAGUGGGUAGAGAAGCGGUUCAAAGACAAGAUCAUGAGAAACGCCAAGUCCUAAUUCAUGGUAAUGAGAUUCGCGAUGUCCUCCUAACAGAUUCGGGAAGCACAAGCGUGAGGGAUAUAUACUUUGACACAUCAACAAUCUCAAAGGAUGUGUAUGUAAGCGCAGGAGCUUUCAGGAAAAUGUGUAAUCUUCAAUCACUCAGCAUCUAUAACACUAGACGUGGUACUCACGCAAAUGAUGAUAGAGUGCAUGUACCCGGGGACAUGGAUUUGCCGCCUCGUCUAAGGCUAUUACGAUGGGAGGCAUACCCUGGAAAUUGUCUUCCUCAUACAUUUAUGCCGGAGCAUCUCAUAAGACUUGUUUUGCGAAAUAGCAAGCUUAAGAAACUAUGGGAAGGAACUCAGCCACUUAGAAAUCUGAAGAAGAUGGAUUUGUCCUGGUCCAUGAGUUUGAAGGAACUACCGGAUCUUUCAAAGGCUACAAGUCUGGAGAGAUUGAAACUGAGUGGUUGCAAGAGUUUGAUAGAGCUUCCUUCUUCUAUUGGAAACCUUCCUAAACUAGAGGAGUUGAAAACGGAUCUCUGUGACGACCUACAGCUUGUCCCGACACUCUUCAACAUGACAUCACUAGCAAAGGUGGACAUGUUGGGAUGCAGGAAACUGAGAAAGAUUCCAGAUUUUCCCAGGAACAUCCAAGAGCUCGUAAUUCCAGACACCAUGUUAGAAGAAUCGCCUGAAUCGGUUAGCCAUUGGUCUCGCCUUUGGUCUCUCACUAUUCAUGGCAGUGUCAAUCCAUAUCCAAUCUUGACAAUACCAUGGCUAAAGGGAAGUGGAGCAGACAUUGAGAAACUUCCAGAUUGGAUCAAAGAUCUGCCUGGGCUUACAUGGCUUUAUGUUGGUGGCUGUCCAAAACUUGCAUCAUCGCCAAAGCUCCCUCCCUCGCUCCAAACACUAAAGAUGGAGAAUUGUGAAUCAUUGGAGACACUCAAGUCUUUCCCUCCUGACUCUGAGAUUGAGGAUCUGCAUUUCCCAAACUGCUUCAGAUUGGGUCCAAAAGCACGGGAAGUAAUCACACAUAAAUCGUUGGAGGCAUUGUUACCCGGAAGAACAAUGCCUCCGGAGUUCGACCACCGAGCUAUAGGAAACUCCUUGACCAUCCGUUCACGUUUCAGCAUAUUUAGGAUUUGCCUUGUGCUUUCCCCUAAACCGGAGGAAAAAGUAGGUUCGUUUAGUUUAUUCAUUCAAAUAACCAUAAACGGUAGCCCAGCUGGAGACGUGACUACGACGCAACCACUCCCCCAUAUCCGAAAGGAAAAUAAAUUUCUAGAACUUGAAGAGGAGGCCGACAUAACGUUCGACUUCAUCACCUCAUCCCAGUAUAUCAAAGUUACUGAAUGUGGUGUACAACUCUUUUACUAUUUUCCUUUCUUUAGUUUUUCUUCUCUUGAGUUUUAG
Molecule: messenger RNA, 2910 nt
Organism: Microthlaspi erraticum
Lineage: Eukaryota; Viridiplantae; Streptophyta; Magnoliopsida; Brassicales; Brassicaceae
Source: the annotation of a GenBank genome assembly